GGUUUAACGUACAGUCAUGAAAUGAGUGUGCAGCUGUCAUGUUGGAAUCAAUAACAGAUGGGUUAUAAUAUGCUAUGCUAGCAGGUGCCACCUCCGUGAAUGAGAUACUUAUGUCAACAAAGCCUAAUAGAAGUCAGAUGGUGGUUUUCAUCAUUACAGACUGGAACUUCCCUGCAUACAUUCUGACCUGAUGCCAUUUGUGAUGUGGCACUGAUCGUUGCUGCGGCAGAAGAAGGCAGCUACUUGGAUUAAUUCCUGCUCUAUCCAGACACAAAGUGAGGAACUCUUUCUGAAGAAGGAUCCACACAAUGCUAGAGACCACAGGACUCUUUUUUGUCUGUUCAGACCAGCCAAUUGAACUAAGAGGAGCAAUCUGAAAAGAAGGCAUCUCCUUGCAUUGGACAGAAUGGAAGAAGCUGAACUGCUGAAGGAAAGAUUUCAGGCCAUAACAGACAAGAGGAAACUGCAAGAAGAAAUCACUCAGAAACGCCUUAAAGUAGAAGAAGAAAAACUAAAACAUCAACACUUGAAGAAAAAAGCUCUACGUGAGAAAUGGCUCUGGGAUGGAUUAAAUACUCUUACUUCAAAAGAACAAGAAGAAAUGCAAAACCAGAAUCGAGAGGAUCAACGACGGAUGAAUGAGUUGGAACAAAAUAUCCUCAGACUUGAGAAAGAAAUUGAGGAUCUUGAGAAAGAAGAACUGACAAUCUCAGCUAAAGAGAAGGCUAUAUUGAAGAAGCUUAAAUCAGUCGAAAGAACCACAGAAGAUAUUAUAAAGUCUGUGAAGAUGGAAAGAGUAGAGACUAAAGAAGAGCCAAUUGAUUACAUUUAUGCCAACAUACCUGACCUUCCAAAAUCUUUCAGACCUUCUGCACUUAAAAGGACAGGGCAUCUAAAAACAGAGGACGAUGAAGAAAAGCGGAGAGCAUUGUUCGCUAUGGAAAUUAAAGUCGAAAAAGACAUGAAGACUGGGGAGAGCACAGUUUUGUCAACAAUACCGCUGCCAUCGGAUGAAUUUAAGGUUGCAGGAGUGAAAGUAUACGAUGAUGGCCGAAAGUCAAUUUAUGCAGUGUGUGCCAAUGGAAGUGUAACAAAUGACAAAGUAGAUGAUCUUGCACCUGUUGAAGUGGAGGACCUUUUAAGGCAAGCAAAUGAAAAACAGUCCAAGUCUCCCACUGAAUAUCAUGAACCAGUAUAUGCAAACCAGUUUUACAGACCCACAACUCCCCAGAAGGAUAAGUUAGUCCAGGGACCAAAUGGUGACAACAGUACUAUUCAAAAUAAGACAAACAGCCUUGACUAUUUUUAUAAUGAGCCUGUCCAUAAAAAAGACAAACAGCAACAACUUGAAGAAAAUGGUCUAGAUCUUGCAAUGAACAAUCAGCACAAUUCUCACUCUUCACUCCUUCAACAAACAGGAAGGUCUCUACAGAUUAGCCCCCAAAAUAAGUUGGUACCUAAUGUUCAAAGAGAGGUUGUACAAGAGGCUGCUGAGCCAUAUCAGAAAAUGAGAGAGAACCAACAAGAUACAAAAUUCAGAAACUCUGUAAACACCAAUGAAAGGUCUUCUCCAGGAACGCUAAAAAGUGAUGAAGAUUCUAGUUAUAACGUGGUCCAAGCUGUGCCAUGUUAUGUGGAUGAUUCAGAACCUGUUACAAUGAUUUUCAUGGGUUACCAGCAUGUGGAUGAUGAAGAACUGAAUAAAAGUGUCUGCGGUUAUGAUGGAAUUAUCCAUGCAGAACUUGUUGUCAUUGAUGAUGAUGGUGAAGAAGAGGACAGCAAAGAGGAGAGUAAACCUGGGAAGCCUUUGUAUCAUCCAGUGGGUCCUUAUAGCCAGGUAUACCAGCCCACCAGCCAAGCAAGUGCAAUUCCGCAGGCAAACCCCAGCAAAACUGCUGGUGACAAUGUAAACAUGUCACCUUAUAAAAAUUCCAUAUCACUCAAGGAACAAGAAGAAAGUUUGAUCUGUUCUACCUACAAUGGUCAACUCAAUGGCCAGUUAUCAGGUGAUGGUACUGAAGAUCCAUCCUUAACAGCUCUGAGAAUGAGAAUGGCGAAACUGGGGAAAAAAGUGAUUUAAAAGCAGCAGUGAUAUAAUACUAAAUAUCUGCCGGUGUGAUGGAAAGCAGAAGAAGAACUUUCUGUGAUUUGGACCUUGACAGCUUUUGCCUGUUCAAAAGAAGCCUACAUAGAAUAGUGGCACUUUACAAUGAAAUGAAUGAAUGGCAAGAGUUGCAAAAAUGUGUGCCUCUAGCUAUUCAGCCUAAUCCAUAUGAACUUCUGAUAAGAAGUUCUGAUGAAGAAUUUCUGAUAACAAUGGGACAUUUCUAAUGAAUACUAUAAUUAUGUAAUAGAAAGCUAAGAGCCAGUAUCUUGAAUGGGACUGCAUCCAAAAGAGUUUUGUUGAGUGAGGGUUAGAUGGCUCAUUUUCAGCUCAUCCGCUAAACCUGGCCAUACAUGUAAGAAUAAAUCCUCCUAUCCUUUCUAAGCCAAUGUUGGAUGGAGGGCUAGAGCCAUCAUUUUUACAUUCCCAUAAAUCAAUUUCUGGGCCUGAUGUGGACAACGGCACAUCAUGAUAUCUACCACUACCCAAAUCUACUUAUCUUACCUAGAGUUUAUCUCCACAUGCUCCUUUGGUUGUUAUUUUAUAAACAGUGGUAAAAGUAAAUACUUUUCUAAGGUUAGGAAAUUCCUGUCAUUGUACCACUCACCUUGAAAAAAGGAAGGCUGAACUAUGUAUUCUAACAAACAGCUUUUGUCAGACUUCAUUCUUUCCCUAUUGGAUGACUAGGGAUGGGGGAAGAUUCAGUUUGCUCCACAUCUGCUGGAUUAUGCUUGGAUCAGAACUAGGGAUAGGGGACAAAUUCAAUUCAUAUUUAAAUCUGAAUUUGUCAAAUUUGCACUUUCUGAAACAAUAUGAGAACCAAAACACAGCCAUCCUUCAAAAGUCACACUUAUCUGAAAAGUGUGGUGGUUUACCAACCACUCAAUGCUUUAAAAAUGCAUAUAUUAAAGGAAAUGCACCUAAAAAUGAAUAUAUUAGUGAAAACAACAUAAAAAUGCAUUAUAUUAAGAGAAAAUGCUUGGAAAAAUGGCUGUGUUAAAAGAAAUUCACACUAAAAUGCUGAACAAUUUUCAUGAGGAUUUUUUUUUAAAGUGAAUUGCUACAGAAAUGUGGAGAACUGAAUUUAAGAUUGGAAAAAUGAGAAACUGAAAGAACCAAAAUUGACAGAUCUUUCCAUCCCUGGAACAGAGCCUACUUAUCUUCAUGUCAUUAGUAAUUUGUAAUAAAUAUUCAGCUGCACAA
Messenger RNA from Rhineura floridana, 3307 nucleotides. RefSeq names its product palmdelphin (gene PALMD). Bases 407 to 2080 code for a protein of 557 amino acids. The record is from RefSeq and is a predicted model, not a curated record. The transcript is spliced from 11 exons. Gene Ontology annotation, biological process: regulation of cell shape. Gene Ontology annotation, cellular component: membrane; cytoplasm. NCBI's taxonomy places the organism in Eukaryota, Metazoa, Chordata, Lepidosauria, Squamata, Rhineuridae.